UGUAUUCUGGUUAUAUCCAGAGCAGCAAACAUUCAGAGAACUACGCAAACGGAGAGGAAUCUGCAGAAGCAAGAAAUACUGAAACUGCGGACAGAAUAAUUACUAUGCAAUGGAGUAAACAGAGGAACAGAAAGGGUUGUUCUUCAGUGCCUACCAGACUUUUAAGAGUGGUGUAUCUAUAUUAAGCUAGCCAUUCCAGCGCUCACAUCAUCGUUAUGCAUCAACCAACAGCUCCAAUAAUUCCAAUUUUGAACAAAUGUUUCCUCUUUGUGCAUACACCAUCAGACCCACAAAACCCAAGUAGAAGAUAUCUACAAUGCCCAGCAACAGGACAUCUGUAUUGUACGUCAACAGGAAGCUUAUACCAGAAGACGAUUAUUCCGCUGUCUGCCAACAGUUCUCCUUUAUUAAGUAUCAAUUCUGGUUUACUUCCCAGCAAUCCCACAUCAUGCACAAUAAAGACAUCUUCAGUAUGUACAAAUAAUUUGAAUCAACAGGAUAAUGGUGCUUCAACAAGUACUGAGAACAACACAAGUCCCAAAGCUAAAGACGUCAAACAACCUAUUCAGGGGAAUAACGCUUCGAUGAGCAACACAGUUCCUAUUGUUAAAAAUGCUGAUCAACAAGUGCAAGGUACGAGUGCUCCCAAAACACAUAGGAAUAAAGCCUCCAAGAGCAAGGUUGACACAACUACUCAAGUCAAUUCACCAGUACAAGAUGCAAGUAAUUUUUCUGUGUGCAGUCAGAGUAAUUCUCAACCAACUGCAAAAAAAGAAAAGAAGAAACGUAGCAGAAAAACAAAAAAUAAAUCAGUUCCUAUACUGGACAAUUCUUCUGCAACUCCUAAAAAGAAGGCCUCUGUUUCAAGCAAAAAAAAUAAAUCUACCGUGACCCCCCAGCCCAAGUCUACCCCAUCAUUUGUCUUCAUUCGUAAUUCUUCUUCAAACCUUAAGAAGCCAGCCUCAAUAACCCAGACUGCAAAUCAAUGUAAAGCAGUCAUUCGUCCUGAUCACAAUCUCUCUGAAAAAAACACAAAAAAGUCACACAUUUACUAUACAGUCUAUCUGCAUCACAUGGUCAAGUUCAUACAACCUAUAAGAAUUAAUUUUGAAGACCUUUUAUUUCCUCAGAAUGUAUUUCUUAAACAUGAGCUAACAAAGUUUUCCAGAAAGCGUGCAGAAGAAAAUACCCAAAUUAUUAAGGUUUGUUCUUUGUCUGUUCAAAAGUAUCAGUGUUUCCCAAAACAUACAAGAAGAAGGAAGCCACCAUCUCUAUGUACCAGCAAUGAAGAAUACUUUCUGCUUUGUUGUGCGCAAAACAUUUUCAAGGAGAAAACUGAGAAAAAAAAGAAGCUUGGGCCACUUUUUCAGGUUUUCAAAUUCAAAACAGCAGAUGACAUCCUCACCAUGAUAGGCAAUGAUCUUUAUUGAACAUCGAGUAUAAAAAUGACAUAAUGGUUUCCUCUUUACCUAAGAUUAUUCACAGUCGGUUUGCUAGGAAUACAGAUGAGCAUAUGCCUGUAUCACAGGCAAGAGCUACGCUGAGCUCAGGAGACAGAAAACUGAGGGCAAGAAAUGAAUGGAUCCAGCUUAUGAAGGAGGAAGCCAUUAAUAAGUACAUAAAUUUCGAAAAACACAAAUAGAGGCUAGACGUAAAACAAUAAGAUGUGCUCCACCACCCAGAGAAGUAUUGGCUGUUGAGUUAUUGCGGAUGGGUGAUAGACUGGAAGAAUACAGAGAACUGGAUCCUGCUAGAGAAGUGCUUACACGAGUAUUCUGACAGUACCCUGCUUGUAGUGGAAUGGGACAUAUUACGCCUUUUGAAUGGACCAUGCCUACGACACUCAAAUUCAGUGUCAUAUGGCUGUCACUGAAACUCCAUAUACAGAGCUAAUUACACAUAAGGAGACUAAUUUCCUUCCUUUAUAUUUUGACAGUAAUUUUUGGAAACAGAAAAGGUGACACUGGAAACAUUCUUCUCUCGUAACAUUCAACUUACUUGGAAAAGAUUGAGUAAAACCCAAAUAAUGUUACAUUAGAUCAGGGGUGCACAACCUGCGGCCCGGGGGCCACAUGCGGCCCCUUAUACCAUUCUGUGCGGUCCCCAACCAUCUGGUAACAGACAUGUAUGCCUAUGUCUUGUGGCUGCUUACAUGU
Messenger RNA from Bufo gargarizans (Asiatic toad), 2156 nucleotides. RefSeq lists its product as uncharacterized. NCBI's taxonomy places the organism in Eukaryota, Metazoa, Chordata, Amphibia, Anura, Bufonidae. Bases 216 to 1430 code for a protein of 404 amino acids. The record is from RefSeq and is a predicted model, not a curated record. The transcript is spliced from 2 exons.